CUAAGGAUACUUGAUGAGGCUAGAAUCGUCAUGACAAGCCUACACAAUCUACAUCAACACUAUUUCCUUUUAUUUCUUCUGAGUCAAACAACGGUUGCACUCGGUAUUUAUUCUCUGUUUUAUGGAGUCAUCAAAAUGAGGCAUCUAUCCACAUGGGUUACAUUCUUUUGUCAAGUACACUCAACGAGACAACGUGAGACUCUGUACGCAGGUAGAGUUUUAUACAGGAUUAUAUAAACUCCUGGAUAUCCUCCUCCAGUUUUAACCUCUCUUCGACAUCUCGACGACUUUUCUUUUUACUUACCACACAAGCCAAAUCCCCCCACACAGCUACCGAAGCAGCAAGCAACCACAGCAAGAACCGCAACAACUGUCAACAAUCCCAAGAUGUCUUCCAACGAUAGUGAUCUCGAUAGCGCCCUAAAUCUUGCUAUAUACUACUUAAUCGCAAGAGACCUAACACCGACCGGCAAGAAGAUAGACAAGAGUUCCAGUGGAAGUAACACGGAGAAUCAGAAUGGCAGCGCCAAAGAUCAGCCUGGAAGAGAGGGUUCUAAAACUGUCAGGUGGGCUGACCCAAUUGAAACAGAGAUUCCGAACACACCCGUUAAAAGCGAUAAAUCGAAGUGAGGAUAGCCAUUUCAUAGAGGUAUAACAGGUACCUUCGUAACACUGUUCUUGCCUGGUAGAGAAAUAUUUAGAAUAUUUCGUGCAUUAAAGUACUCGAGUGGAAGCAGAGUUUGCAGCAAAAUUAACUUGACCUCGAUAUUCUAACCCGCAAAGUGCAUGGUUUUAUUUGAACCUCCUGUGACAAGGGCUUGGAAUAAGGGCUUGGAAUAGAGUAUCCAAUUCAAUAAUAAUUUUCUAAUAGUCUCAAGGGCCUUGGUCUCCUCC
This is a messenger RNA of Daldinia caldariorum, 894 nucleotides long. RefSeq lists its product as uncharacterized. The transcript has a single exon. The record is from RefSeq and is a predicted model, not a curated record. Bases 388 to 630 code for a protein of 80 amino acids. Lineage: Eukaryota; Fungi; Ascomycota; Sordariomycetes; Xylariales; Hypoxylaceae.